Molecule: messenger RNA, 1281 nt
Organism: Argiope bruennichi
Lineage: Eukaryota; Metazoa; Arthropoda; Arachnida; Araneae; Araneidae
Product: peptidyl-prolyl cis-trans isomerase FKBP2-like
Exons: 5
Coding region: 115-567 (150 amino acids)
Biological process (GO): protein peptidyl-prolyl isomerization
Molecular function (GO): peptidyl-prolyl cis-trans isomerase activity
Source: RefSeq, a predicted model, not a curated record
CUUGGCAGCAAGGAACUUUUCGCUAUCGCAUGCAUUUGUCGGCAUUUUCGUUAAAAUUCGAAAAAAUGCAAACGAGAUAGAAUUUUCUACUGUGUAAAAAAUAAAAAUAAAAAAAUGGCUUCUUUAGUUAAAUAUAUUGUUUAUAUUUUAAUAUUUGCUGGGACGUUUUUUUCUUUGAUAAAUUUUGUCACUAAUGAAGAUACUAAAAGUGCACCUAAAGUUAAGAAAUUACAAAUUGGUGUAAAAAAGAGAGUAGAAUCAUGUGAAACAAAAUCUAAAAAAGGAGAUGUGUUACAUAUGCAUUAUAAAGGUACAUUAGAAGAUGGAACUGAAUUUGACAAUAGCUAUAAACGUGGUGAACCUCUUUCUUUUACAUUAGGAUCGGGUCAAGUAAUACGUGGAUGGGAUCAAGGACUUCUCAAAAUGUGUGAAGGUGAGAAAAGAAAAUUGGUUGUUCCUCCCGAUCUUGGAUAUGGUUCAGCUGGGGCACCUCCUACAAUACCUGGUGAUGCUACUCUUGUAUUUGAAGUGGAACUGAUAAAAAUUGAAAGGAAAUCUGAACUUUGAUAGUAAAGCGUUUUUCCAUUAGUUUUUCUUCACACUGUCAUAAAAUACUUAAAUUUUAUCACUUAGCAAAUUAUGAUUCAAAACUGAAUGAUAUGAUUAGAAUUAUCAUAGUUGAAUGAAAAGGAUCAGUGUCACUAUUUAGAGAUGCACAGAAACACAGACUUCAUCAAUCUGAAAUUGUUACACAAGAAAAAUGAAUGAAAAUGCCAGCAAUUAUGUAUUUGCUAGCACCAAUGUUCAAGGCAAGCAAUCCUGCCAUGUAAAAUUAUUUAAAAUUGGUUACCCUUAUUUUUGUAACUGGUUUAUGGUUUUCCCCCCCAAAUUAAUACUUUAAUAGUUGUUUUUUUAGAGACUCAGAAUUUGUUACAUUUUGAUAAGUGCAUAUUUUGUAAAUUUUAAAGUUUAAUGAAAAAAUUAUAUUUCCUAUUAGUUUGAGUUUGAGCAAUUUUGAUUAUUACUCUAUAAUAAAUAUGAGAGUAACUUUGUGUAAACCAGUUUAUUUAAACAUUUUUGUGAUAACUCAUUAUUUCCACAAAUGACAAAGUUUUGCAUCUAUCAUUUUUCUACUUAAAACUCAUUGUUAAAUACAUUGCUCAAAUUGAAUAUUGCUCCUUGUAAGUGAGUAAUAAUGUUUAUGUAUUUCUAUCUAUGUUUAAAUUAUAUAAAUUUUAAAAAAUGCCACAUUCUUUUUUACUUAAAUAAUGCAAUGUCUUU